AUGGAGUACUUUGCUUGUGCCUGGAAGAAAGUGAAGGAUGAGCAGAAGAAUAAGCUAGCAGACUUCACAGAAGAAGGAAGUGAAAAUGUGAACUCAGUGAGGAGGAACAUAUUCCCAGAUGGAAGAUUGGUAACCAAGGAAAGUUACACAAGGCUGAAAUGGUUGAAGCUUAGUUAUUUGCCUGAACUUCAAAAUAUAUGUGAAGAAGGAUACCAAAUCGAUCCGGUUCUUAAAAAACUUGAAGACCUUGAAAUUUAUGAAUGUCCUAGUUUGACGAUGUUGUCACCUUCCUCUGGUACUUUUAGUCACUUGACAAAUUUGACAAUAAGAAAUUGCAAUGGGUUGAUAAAAUUAAUUACAUCUCCAACAGCGAGAAGUCUUGCCAAGCUCACAACAAUGAUAGUAAACAACUGUAAUUCACUUGAAGAAAUAAUCACAGGAAGUGAAGAUGUUGAGAUUGCACUUACUAGUUUGGUAACAUUGAUGCUUGUAUGUUUGCCAAGGCUCAACAAAUUUUGCUCUGGUAAGUGCUUAUUGAAACUUCCAUUGUUGGAGGAAGUAGUUGUGAGAGAAUGUCCUCGCAUGAAGAUUUUCUCUGAGGGAAAUGUGAGCUCUCCAAUUCUUCAAAAAGUGAAAACUGCACAAGAUGUUGGGAAAUGGCAUUUGAAAGGGAACCUAAAUGAUAAAAUAAAGAAUAUGUAUGAAGAUAAGGUUGCAUUUUGUGAAUUUGAACAUUUAACAUUGUCUGAAUUCCCUGAACUGAAGGAUCUGUGGUAUGGCCAACUUCACCCCAAUGUGUUUUGCAAUUUGAAAUCACUAGUCGUGCAACGAUGUGAUUUUUUGUCAAAUGUACUUUUUCCAUCAAAUAUAUUGCAAGUGCUUCUUAGACUCGAAGAGCUUGAAGUGAGAGACUGUGAUUCAUUAGAAACAGUGUUUGAUGUGAAAUGUAUUCAAUCUAAAGAAAAAUUGGUGAAGCAAAUUGCUGAAUUGAAAAAAUUAACUUUGUCUAGCUUACCAAAACUGAAGCACAUAUGGAAUGAGGACCCUUGUGAAAUUAUCAGCUUUGGAAAAUUAGAAAUAGUGGAUGUUUCUGAAUGCCAAAGCUUGUUAAAUAUAUUAUUGCUAUCACUAUGCCAAGAUCUUCGACAUCUUGAAAUACUCCGGAUAUGGUUUUGUGGACAAGUUAACGAAAUUGUUGCAAUGGAAAAUGGGUCAAUGAAAAAUAGCAUUAGUUUUCCUCGAUUGACUGAAAUGGCAUUAGUUGGUUUGACAAACGUCAAGAGUUUUUAUCCAGAAAAACACACAUUAGAGUGCCCUUCAUUGAAUUUGUUAAAAGUGUAUCGAUGUGAAGCAUUGAAGAUGUUUUCCUUCAGUCCUUUAGGCUUCAAACAGCCAGCUCAGGUGGAUGAAAUUCAUGAUAUGCCAUUCCAAAUACCUCUAUUUUAUAUUGAAAAGGUAAGCCACAACAUGAAAGAUUUGGCUUUAUGUGGCAAGGAUGCAUUGAAAAUAUUGAGCGGUUGUUGUCCGGAAAAUCUCUUUCAGAAAGUUAAAUUUCUUCGUUUGCAGUGUUUCGAGGAAACUCCAAUUACUUUUCUGAAGGGUUUCCAUGCAAUCUUUCCCAAUGUGGUAACACUUCAAAACAACUCAGGUUUAUUUGGCAGGAAGACUUUUCAGUGGGUUACUUUUUAG
Medicago truncatula (barrel medic) is the source of this 1689-nucleotide messenger RNA. RefSeq lists its product as uncharacterized. The coding region runs from base 1 to 1689 and encodes 562 amino acids. Lineage: Eukaryota; Viridiplantae; Streptophyta; Magnoliopsida; Fabales; Fabaceae. The record is from RefSeq and is a predicted model, not a curated record. The transcript is spliced from 5 exons.